GGCAGCGUUUCUUUCGCAGAGGCUUUUGGGUGGAGAAACUAAUGCGAGAGGGCGGAUAUUUCAAAGAAGAAACUAACAUGGCUGUCUCAAAUUCAAAUGUAAUUUCUAGUUCUACUUAUAUAUUUCCUAACCAAACCAACCAACUCUACCCUCGCCAUUUAUUGUAGUAAUCUGUCGAUUUUGCCGUCUCUCCUUCUCUGCAAGCUCCUCUCUCUUUCGAAUCCCUGCAUUUCUUGGCUACCGUUUCUUUUCUCUGACGAUGGAGUCAUCCGCUGCUCUCCGAUCCUUUCACUUUUCUGUAGGCUCUGUUUCACGUAUGCGAUCCUUGCCAGAAAGGUCUGCUAUUGUUCCUGUGAAAAAUGGCAGCUGGUCCAUGCUGGCUAAAAUGAACACUCGAGGCUUCACAAUUUGCAGGAAGAUCAUUUCUUCUCCAGCAAAGCGAAAUGAAACUUCAGUAUCAUGUGUAAAGACAUCUGAAGCUGGUGUAGCAGCCAAGGGGGAUGACAGUAAAACAAAGGAGAAAACCGUUCGACGAACCACAAGUUUUCCAAAUGGAUUUGAGGCAUUGGUGUUGGAGGUUUGUGAUGAGACGGAGAUUGCUGAGUUGAAAAUGAAGAUCGGGGACUUCGAAAUGCAUGUGAAGCGGAAUGUUGGAGCCACAAAAGCUCCAAUGUCAAACAUCUCUCCUGCCACACCACCACCUAUUCCAACUAAGCCCAUGGAUGAAUCAGCUCCUGUUGCUCCACCACCAUCACCACCCAAAUCCUCUCCAGAAAAAGUCAGCCUGUACACAAACAUAUCCUCUCAGAAUUCACCUAAGUUGGCUGCCUUGGAAGCUUCUGGAGUCGGUGGAUAUGUUAAAGUAGCUUCUCCAACGGUUGGCUCAUUUCGAAGGAAUAGAACAGUAAAAGGAAAGAAGCAGCCUCCUAUCUGUAAAGAGGGGGAUGUGAUCAAAGAGGGGCAAAUAAUUGGAUAUGUGGAUCAAUUUGGUACUGAACUUCCGGUGAAGUCGGAUGUGGCCGGAGAGGUCUUGAAGCUCCUUUUUGAUGAUGGAGACGCUGUUGGGUUCGGGGACUAUCUCAUUGCUGUCUUGCCAUCAUUUCAUGGUAUCAAGUGAGCAUUUUUUUUCUCUAGCCGAUAGAAAUUUUGCCGGUUUCAAGUCAUUGCUUGUUUGAAAGCUUUAAGCUUUGAAGUUAAUUUGCAAAGUCCUGUUCCUUUCACAAUUCCUUUGCUAUUUUACAACUAGUUGUAAUGUGUACUUCAUAUUGCUGAACUAACUAAUUAUAACAGAUUAUGACUA
This is a messenger RNA of Tripterygium wilfordii, 1300 nucleotides long. RefSeq names its product biotin carboxyl carrier protein of acetyl-CoA carboxylase-like. Lineage: Eukaryota; Viridiplantae; Streptophyta; Magnoliopsida; Celastrales; Celastraceae. The transcript is spliced from 9 exons. The record is from RefSeq and is a predicted model, not a curated record. Bases 260 to 1117 code for a protein of 285 amino acids.